AUGAUUGUGAACUUCGCCGGUGUUGCUGGUGGUCGAAGUUUUAGCGAGUCUAUGCACGUCAAGCAAACAUACGCAACCUGGAUAGCAGCAAGUUAUGGGCUCACACAGGGCACAUUCGUCCUCAUGAGCGGUCGGCUCGGCGACGUCUACGGACACCGUAGAAUGUUACUAGGCGGCGGCGCCUGGCUCGUCGUAUGCAGUUUCAUCAGCGCGUUCUGCCAUAGUAACUUCUUCGCCUUUGUCACGAUGCGCGCCCUCGCCGGUCUCGGAGGUGCCAGUAUCAUGCCAAAUGCAGUGGCCAUGAUAACUAUCACAAAUCCGCCGGGGCGUGUGAGGAAUCUGAGUUUGGGGUUCUUCGCAGCGUCCGCUCCUUUGGGAGGGUAUGCCUCUGCGCUUUUUCUCGGGGCGUUCAUGGAGCAUACCCAUUGGCGGUGGUUCUUUGUCUUCGUGGCGUGUCUUGGGGCGGUGAUAUUCAUUCCUCUCUGGCUUCUAAGCCGAACCGAAAUGACAUCUAGUCGAAAUGAGAGUAUCGACUGGAUAGGCGCCGCCUUGGGAACAAGCUCUUUGAUUCUAUUCAACUUUGUCUGGAACCAAGCACCAAGCGUAGGCUGGUCAACCCCCUACGAAAUUGGGCUCCUCAUCACCUCCCUCAUCCUUUUCGCCUUUUUUAUAGUCUGGGAACAUAAAACUCCACAUCCCAUGAUGCCUCCAGAGAUCUUCAAAGCACCCUCGUUUGCCGUCCUCGUCCUCGUCAUCCUCCUCAACUACAUGGCCGUCGGCACCGUCCUCUGGUACCAGCUCCUCUGGCUGCAAGACGUCUGGCACUGGUCAACCCUCCAAUUCGCCAUCGGCUGGACCCCCUUCGUUAUUUGCGGCACAGGCGCCGCCUGUCUCGCCGCAUGGCUGAUCCCCCGUUUAGCCGCACAGUGGAUCCUCGCCCUCGGAACCGUAACAAUCAUGGUCUCCACCGUGCUCAUGGCAACCGUCCGCCAGGAACAGACCUACUGGGCCCAAGUUUUCCCAUCUGUGAUCCUCUUCGCGUUCUGCCCGGAUCUCGUCUACGCCGCUGGGCAGAUCAUCGCCAGUAACUCGGUGCGCAGAAACCAGCAGGGCGUGGCCGGGUCCAUUAUCGGCACCCUGAACUUGUACGGGAAUAGUCUAGGGCUGGGCUUUGCGUCGACGGUUGAGGUGCAGAUUGCUGCGAAGACCGGAGAUGCGAUUCGUGGGUAUCGCGCGGCGUUGUACUUCGGGGUUGCAAUUAGUGCGGUGGCGCUUCUUCUGGAUGUUGCGUUUGUGAGAAGGGUCAAGGAUGAGCGCGAGGGGUGGGCCGAGGGAGAUCAAGAUGGAGAUACAGCGAUUGAGCUAGAGGUCAUGCGGGGUCAAGCUGUUACAGCUACGGGUGCUCAAGUCUCAUCCAGGCUUGAAUCGGGACAGGCCGUGUCCGUUGUCCAGCGAGUUGAUUGA
Messenger RNA from Aspergillus puulaauensis, 1464 nucleotides. RefSeq lists its product as uncharacterized. Gene Ontology annotation, biological process: transmembrane transport. Gene Ontology annotation, cellular component: membrane. NCBI's taxonomy places the organism in Eukaryota, Fungi, Ascomycota, Eurotiomycetes, Eurotiales, Aspergillaceae. Bases 1 to 1464 code for a protein of 487 amino acids. The transcript is spliced from 4 exons. The record is from RefSeq and is a predicted model, not a curated record. Gene Ontology annotation, molecular function: transmembrane transporter activity.